UGAUAUUCUUGGUGGAUUGGUCUGUUUCCCCCUUUUUUUUUUUUUUGGAGACAGAGUCUUGCACUAUCGCCUGGGCUGAAGUGCAGUGGUGUGAUCUUGGCUCACUGCAACCUCCACCUCCUGGGUUCAAGCGAGUCUCCUACCUCAGCUUCCCAAGUAGCUGCAAUUACAGGGAAGGUUGACAUUCAGGGAUGUGGCCAUCGAAUUCUCUCAGGAGGAGUGGAAAUGCCUGGACUCUGCUCAGAGGGCUUUGUACAGGGACGUGAUGUUGGAGAACUACAGGAACCUGGUCUCCCUGGGUGAGGAUAAUGCCCCUCCAGAAGCUGGGAUCUGCUCUGCUGUAUCUCUGCAUGUUCCCUGUGUGCCUCUUGGGAGCCCCUCCAUUGCUCAAUUAAGACUGAAGCUAUGUUAAUUCUCAGAUGAAAAGCUUAAUAGUGCAGCAUCUGGACUUAAUUAUCCCAUUUUCAAAUGAUCUACCUCCUUCAAGAUAUAUCAUUGGUGGUUCCAGAGCUUAAGUAGAAAUAAACCCUACGGUAGACUUUAAAAAUAUCUACUUUGGGCCAGCGUGGUGGCUCACGCCUGUAAUCCCAGCACUUUGGGAGGCCAAGGCGGGUGGAUCACCUGAGGUCAGGAGUUUGAGACUAGCCUGGCCAACAUGGUGAAACCCCAUCUCUACUAAAAAUACAAAAAAUUAGCCAGGUGUGGUGCCGAGUGCUUGUAAUCCCAGCUACUUGGGAGGCCGAGGCAGGAGAAUCACUUGAACCCAGGAGGCGGAGGUUGCAGUAAACCGAGAUCGCGCCACUGCACUCCAGCCUGGGCAGCAAGAGCGAAACUCCAUCUCAAAAAAAAAAAAAAAAGAAAAAGUAAAAAAAUCCACUUUGCUCUUUUCUACCCCUUUGCUUGUGAUUCAGUACUUCCUAGAGGACAGUUCGAUGUUCGUAUCCUACCACGUUCCCUAAACAUUCAGAAGGAGGCAUUCAUCCUACCACGUUCCCUAAACAUUCAGAAGGAGGCAUUCAUCCUACCACGUUCCCUAAACAUUCAGAAGGAGGCAUUCAUCCUACCACGUUCCCUAAACAUUCAGAAGGAGGCAUUCAUCCUACCACGUUCCCUAAACAUUCAGAAGGAGGCAUUCAUCCUACCACGUUCCCUAAACAUUCAGAAGGAGGCAUUCAUCCUACCACGUUCCCUAAACAUUCAGAAGGAGGCAUUCAUCCUACCACGUUCCCUAAACAUUCAGAAGGAGGCAUUCAUCCUACCACGUUCCCUAAACAUUCAGAAGGAGGCAUUCAUCCUACCACGUUCCCUAAACAUUCAGAAGGAGGCAUUCAUCCUACCACGUUCCCUAAACAUUCAGAAGGAGGCAUAUUCAGUGGGUGGAUUUGUGAAAUAUUUUUCUAGAUCCAUUUGUAAUGUCCUCUUUCCUCCUCUAAACAAAGGGCUGGGAUUCUGUAAAAGCCACAGCACGUUACAUUCCUUUCUUUUUCUAAGCAGGAAUCUCUCUUUCUGAAAUGAGUUAUUACCUCCAUGUUGGGGCAAGGGAAAGAGCCCUGGACUGUGGAGAGUGAAGUGAAAAUAACAAAAACAUCAAAUGGUUGGGAAUGCAUCAAAGGUGUGAACACAGAUGUCUCUCCUACACAUAUGAUCAAGGAAUUACCACCAAAAGAGAACAAUAGCACAGGAAAAGUAUUCCAAGCAGUGAUGUUGGAAAGACAUGAAAUCCAUGACAUCCAAGAUUUUUACUUCAGAGAAAUGCAGCAAAAUAUUCAUGACUUUGAGUGUCAGUGUCACAAUGAUGAGAGAAAUUACAGAGAAAUACCUGCAAUUAAAAUUAAAAACAUCACUGGAAGAAGAGAUCAAGGUGAUGGAAGGAAUGCAGGAAAUAAGCCAGUUGAAAAUCAGCUUGAACUAAGCUUUUGGUUGCAUCUGGCUGAACUGCAGGGAUUUCAAAUUGAAAGGAAAAUUUAUGAAUGUAAUCAAAUUGAGAAGUCUGUCACCCGUGGGUCCUCAGUUUCAUUACUUCAAACAAAUCUUCCUCGUGUCAACACCAGCAUUUCUAAUAUAUAUAGGAAUGAUUUUAUACAUCCUUCAUUACUCACACAAGACCAGAAAGCAUACAUUAGGGAAAAACCUUACAAAUGUAGUGAUUGUGGCAAGGCCUUUAAUCAGAGGUCCAACCUUACUACACAUCAGAGAAUCCAUACUGGACAGAAACCACAUAAAUGUGACAUAUGUGGCAAAGGUUUCAGGCGAAUUGCAAACCUAGCAAGUCAUCAUAGAAUUCAUACUGGAGAGAAACCUUACAGAUGUAAUGAGUGUGGCAAGACCUUCAAUCAGACGUUCAACCUUACUACACAUCAGAGAAUCCAUACUGGACAGAAACUAUAUAAAUGUGAUAUAUGUGGCAAAGGUUUCAGGCAAAUUGGAAACCUAGCAAGUCAUCAUAGAAUUCAUACUGGAGAGAAACCUUACAGAUGUAAUGAGUGUGGCAAGACCUUCAAUCAGACGUUCAACCUUACUACACAUCAGAGAAUCCAUACUGGACAGAAACCACAUAAAUGUGAUAUAUGUGGCAAAGGUUUCAGGCAAAUUGGAAACCUAGCAAGUCAUCAUAGAAUUCAUACUGGAGAGAAACCUUACAAAUGUAGUGAUUGUGGCAAGACCUUUAAUUACAGGUCCCACCUUACAAGACAUCAGAGAAUCCAUACUGGACAGAAACCGUAUAAAUGUGAUACAUGUGGCAAAGAUUUCAGUCAAAAUUCAUACCUUGAAAAUCAUCAGAGAAUUCACACUAGAGAGAAAUCUUACAGAUGUAAUGAGUGUGGCAAGACCUUUAAUAAGAUGACCAACCUUACUACACAUCAGAGAAUCCAUACUGGACAGAAACCAUAUAAAUGUGAUAUAUGUGGCAAAGAUUUCAGGCAAAUUGGAAACCUAGCAAGUCAUCAUAGAAUUCAUACUGGAGAUAAACCUUACAAAUGUAGUGAUUGUGGCAAGACCUUUAAUUACAGGUCCCACCUUACAAGACAUCAGAGAAUCCAUACUGGACAGAAACCGUAUAAAUGUGAUACAUGUGGCAAAGACUUCAGUCAAAAUUCAUACCUUGAAAAUCAUCAGAGAAUUCACAUUAGAGAGAAAUCUUACAGAUGUAAUGAGUGUGGCAAGACCUUUAAUAAGAUGACCAACCUUACUACACAUCAGAGAAUCCAUACUGGACAGAAACCAUAUAAAUGUGAUAUAUGUGGCAAAGAUUUCAGGCAAAUUGGAAACCUAGCAAGUCAUCAUAGAAUUCAUACUGGAGAUAAACCUUACAAAUGUAGUGAUUGUGGCAAGACCUUUAAUUACAGGUCCCACCUUACAAGACAUCAGAGAAUCCAUACUGGACAGAAACCGUAUAAAUGUGAUACAUGUGGCAAAGACUUCAGUCAAAAUUCAUACCUUGAAAAUCAUCAGAGAAUUCACAUUAGAGAGAAAUCUUACAGAUGUAAUGAGUGUGGCAAGACCUUUAAUAAGAUGACCAACCUUACUACACAUCAGAGAAUCCAUACUGGACAGAAACCAUAUAAAUGUGAUAUAUGUGGCAAAGAUUUCAGGCAAAUUGGAAACCUAGCAAGUCAUCAUAGAAUUCAUACUGGAGAGAAACCUUACAGAUGUAAUGAGUGUGGCAAGACCUUUAACAGGAUGUUCCACCUUACUAGACAUCAGAGAAUCCAUACUGGACAGAAACCAUAUAAAUGUGAUAUAUGUGGCAAAAGUUUCAGUCAAAAUUCAUACCUUGAAAAUCAUCAGAGAAUUCACACUGGAGAGAAAACUUACAAGUUGUAAUUAGUGUGGCAAAGCCUUUAGCGUGCGCUCAAACCUAACUAAACAUCAGGUCAUCCAUAAUGGAGAGAGACCUUAUAAAUGUAAUGAGUGGGACAAGGCUUUUUUUUCAGAGUUCAAAAUUGUAAAAUAUCACAGGAUUCAUUCUGGAGAGAAACAAAACAAAUGUAAUGAAUGUAGUAAGGCAUUUAUUCAAAAUUCAAGUCUGGUGGACCAUCAGAGAACUCACACUGGAGAGAAACCUUACAAGUGUAAUGAGUGUGGUAAAACCUUUAUUGGGCAUUCAAGCCUAACUAACCAUCAGGUAAUUCAUACUGGAGAGAAACCUUACAAAUGUAAUGAGUGUGGAAAGGCUUAUAUGAAGUGGUCCCACCUUAGAC
Pan troglodytes (chimpanzee) is the source of this 4202-nucleotide messenger RNA. RefSeq names its product zinc finger protein 665-like. The record is from RefSeq and is a predicted model, not a curated record. Lineage: Eukaryota; Metazoa; Chordata; Mammalia; Primates; Hominidae. Gene Ontology annotation, biological process: regulation of DNA-templated transcription. The transcript has 3 exons. Bases 1528 to 3825 code for a protein of 765 amino acids.